Messenger RNA from Leucoraja erinaceus (little skate), 1704 nucleotides. Its product is annotated as dentin matrix acidic phosphoprotein 1-like. The record is from RefSeq and is a predicted model, not a curated record. The coding region runs from base 1 to 1704 and encodes 567 amino acids. Lineage: Eukaryota; Metazoa; Chordata; Chondrichthyes; Rajiformes; Rajidae. The transcript has 4 exons.
AUGGAGACCAGGACCAGGGGAGACCAGGACCAGGGGAGAACCAGACCAGGGGAGACCAGGACCAGGAGACCAGGACCAGGGGAGACCAGGACCAGGAGAGACCAGGGACCAGGAGGAGACCAGGGACCAGGAGACCAUGACCAGGAGACCAGGACCAGGAGACCAGGACCAAUGGAGACCAGGACCAGGAGACAGGACCAGGAGACCAGGACCCAGGAGACCAGGACCAGGGAGACCAGGACCAGGAGAGACCAGGACCAGGAGACCAGGACCAGGGGAGACCAGGACGACAGGGAGACCAGGACCAGGGGAGACAGGACCAGGGGAGACCAGGACCAGGAGGAGACCAGGACCAGGGGAGACCAGGACCAGGAGAACAGACCAGGACCAGGGGAGACCAGGACCAGGAUAGACCAGGACCAGGGGAGACCAGACCAGGAGACCAGGACCAUGGGGAGACCAGGACCAGGGGAGACCAGGACCAGGAGACCCAGACAGAGGAGAGACCAGGACCAGGGGAGACCAGGACCAGGGGAGACCAGGACCAUGGGAGACCAGGACCAGGAGAGACCAGGACCAGGGGAGACCAGGACCAGGGGAGACCAGACCAGGAGAGACCAGGACCAGGACCAAGACCAGGACCAAUGGAGACCAGGACCAGGGGAGACCAGGACCAGGAGAGACCAGGACCAGGAGAGACCAGGACCAGAGAGACCAGAGACCAGGACCAGAGCCAAUGGAGACCAGGACCAGCGGCUGGGCAGUGACACAGAGGCACUGGGCAGCGACACAGAGGCACCGGGCAGCGACACAGAGGCACCGGGCAGUGACACAGAGGCACCGGGCAGUGACACAGAGGCACCGGGCAGUGACACAGAGGCACUGGGCAGUGACACAGAGGCACUGGGCAGUGACACAGAGGCACUGGGCAAGGCACCGGGCAGGGACACAGAGGCACUGGGCAGCGACACAGAGGCACCGGGCAGUGACACAGAGGCACCGGGCAGUGACACAGAGGCACCGGGCAGUGACACAGAGGCACUGGGCAGUGACACAGAGGCACUGGGCAGUGACACAGAGGCACUGGGCAGUGACACAGAGGCACUGGGCAGUGACACAGAGGCACCGGGCAGGGACACAGAGGCACUGGGCAGUGACACAGAGGCACCGGGCAGUGACACAGAGGCACCGGGCAGUGACACAGAGGCACUGGGCAGUGACACAGAGACACUGGGCAGUGACACAGAGGCACCGGGCAGUGACACAGAGGCGCCGGGCAGUGACACAGAGGCGCUGGGCAGUGACACAGAGACGCUGGGCAGUGACACAGAGACGCUGGGCAGUGACACAGAGACGCUGGGCAGUGACACAGAGGCGCUGGGCAGUGACACAGAGGCGCUGGGCAGUGACACAGAGGCGCUGGGCAGUGACACAGAGACACUGGGCAGUGACACAGAGGCACCGGGCAGUGACACAGAGGCGCUGGGCAGUGACACAGAGGCACUGGGCAGUGACACAGAGAUACUGGGCAGUGACACAGAGGCACUGAGUGUAGGAGACGGCCAGAGGAACAUAGACAACAGGAGCUUUGAUCGUUUAUUACUGACCAUGUCCGUGUGUAGUUCGAACGCUGUUUCACUAAUAAAGAACGUUUCCCUCUACCUGUCCGGUCUUGCUACACGGGGCCGUUUCAAACUGAGGUGA